GCCGUCACGCGAAGCUCCAAUGAUGGGGCCAGUGAGGUUAAGGGAAGGCUGGCUGCAAGUGUGUUCCGCGUGCUGCGCGUUCCAGUUUUUGUGUUUUAAGUAUUAUAAAGUGAUCCUUGAGCAGUGCAAUGGCUCCCUACCUUGAGCUUGAGCACAUAUGUCACGCACAGCAAGGUUUCCUUCGACCUCUGGUGGAAGGAAGGCUUGCUGUGGAGAAUAUUGUGACCAUUGGUGUGAAAAGCCGGAGGGGAAAUGAAGUUGAAAUAGAGGCGAUCGUCGUUCGAAGUACAAACAUUAACAAGGACCCGGUCACUGUUAAUGUUUGUAUAAUGUACAAAGAAGCCGUCGUCGAGAAGAGGAUAAAAGAUAUAAGCUGCACUUGCCCAGCAGGCGCGUGCAAAAAGCACUGCUGCAAGCAUGCAAUGGCAGUGAUCAUCCACUUGGAAAGGAAGGAUGAGUCGGAGAUAGAGGUCCUCACGUGCACAGACACAAAACAAGUUUGGGACAAACUGAAGGAGUCCACUAUGAGCAAAUUCGACCCAGUCCCUGUCUCGGAAUUUUGUUGCUUCCCCAAAACCACACCUGUGUACCGGCGGCGUGUCAAUAAGGUCACCCCGGAUUUAUUGGCAAGAGUGAAGGAAGUGUCUCUUAAGGCUCACCCUCAGUCAGAGGCAGCAAUAUUUUGGAUUGGAGUGAGAGAACCCAAGGCUGUUGAACCACAGGUGAUGGCUUGCCCCAGUCCAAGACUUACUACAUUUUUUCAAGAUGCUGUUAGUGAGCCCUACUACUUAGUCAACAAGGCUCAUCAGCUUAGCCAGGAGCUUCUGGCUAAGUGCAGCCCUGCUGAGAGAGAGUAUUAUGCUCAAAAUAUUGUGCUGUCUACGGAUGAGGCCCUGCAAAUAUUCUUGGGCACCACAGAGCAGGAUAACAGUACUUGGGAUGGGGCUAGAUUUGGAAGGAUAACCGGUAGUAUUUCGUAUGAAUUAUUUACAUAUUAUCUUAAUAAGACACCUGAUUGGGAAAAUAAAUUAACUGGGGUUUUUGAAAAUAGGUACAAGAAUGAUGCCAUGGCUGCAGGUAAUUUGUAUGAAUCAUAUGCUUUGAAAAAGUAUGUUCUAGAGGAAAGUAAAAAGCAGGCAGGGUUGGAGUCAGUUAAAGUAGGUAUUCUAAUCAAUCCAUUACUUCCUUGGCUGGGUUUCAGUGCUGAUGCUGUGAUAUGUAUAAAUAAUGUUGUCAGUAAACUGUGGGAAAAUAAGACACCUGUAGCAGGAAGGCGAGUAAAUGCAUCAGGUAUCUGUAAACAUUUGGCUUACAUGAACAAGGAAGGGAAGUUGAAGCAUAAAUGUCCACAUUAUGGGCAAGUUCAACUAGGUAUGGUUUUGUUGAAUCUGCAAGUAUGUGAUUUUACUGUUUAUUGUACUGGUCCAGUUUUACCACUAAAGCCUAAGCCUAAUCCUCUAAUUGAAUCUGUUCAUGUAGAGACUGUAGUAAUAAAUCAUACAUUUUGUGACAAAUAUUUAAAAAGGCUUUGUCAUGUGUAUUUUGAAAAAAUCCUGCCAUGGCUUACAGAAAUAUCUGAAGAAGGUGAUCAUUAAAUAAGAUUGCUCAUCAUAAUUUCCUGUUUAUUU
Messenger RNA from Thrips palmi, 1628 nucleotides. RefSeq lists its product as uncharacterized. Gene Ontology annotation, molecular function: zinc ion binding. NCBI's taxonomy places the organism in Eukaryota, Metazoa, Arthropoda, Insecta, Thysanoptera, Thripidae. The record is from RefSeq and is a predicted model, not a curated record. Bases 129 to 1595 code for a protein of 488 amino acids. The transcript is spliced from 2 exons.